Molecule: messenger RNA, 5730 nt
Organism: Scatophagus argus
Lineage: Eukaryota; Metazoa; Chordata; Actinopteri; Scatophagidae
Product: desmoplakin-like
Exons: 2
Coding region: 496-5556 (1686 amino acids)
Biological process (GO): wound healing; intermediate filament cytoskeleton organization; skin development
Cellular component (GO): intermediate filament; plasma membrane; cytoskeleton
Molecular function (GO): structural molecule activity
Source: RefSeq, a predicted model, not a curated record
GGACUAUGUGGGUGCUUAAUGUAUAAUUCCAGUUUAGCUUUCCCCUCUUUUCUUUGCAUGGCUACUCAGUCUUUUGUUUUAUGUAAAUAUAAUUCAUUACAUUACUAAAAAAACGUAAAUCUUUAAGUAAUGUAACAGGCAAAAAUACCUGUAUGUUUAUAGUCCUUAUCUGCAUUAUCUGAGUUCUUGACUUGACAGUUCAUCAUGUGCAAAGGUAUUUGCCUCAUUGUGCAGAAGAAGCAAAAGAAAUGCACAAAUGCAGAGCACGUCUGCAUGUACACUAACUGCUUAUUGCUGGUGAUGGUGAGUUGCUGGGAGGAGAGAGAUUUUUCUAGUUUACUUUGAUAAGAAGCAAGAUAUUCUGGUAAGAAGUGAAACGUUCAUGGAAUUUAUUUUAUGAUUUCUAAUGGAUCCAAACAGUGGAUGACUUAUUUUUUUGCAUUAUAGAACAGAAAGGCUUUUGACAAAGUUGAGAAUGCAAAAAGGACAGAAAGCAUGGAGCUCCAAAAAGCUGCAGGGGAAGUAGAGAUUAGUCAACUUAAGCAACGGGUCCAGGAACAGGAGGCUUUGCUGGCUGAAAGACAAGCACAGCUGGAAAAGUUGGAAGGAGAAGUAGAAACGCAGCAGAAGAAAAUUGACGAUCUAACCUUUCAGAAAUCACAGCUUGAACAUGACGUUCAUCAGUACUGCACCAAGUUAGAAAUAGCAGUGAAAGACAAAGUUACCAGUGAGCAGGAAUUAAGUCACGCAAAACAGUUAAUUGAGCAGUCAGAGGCCAAGUGGACUUUGGCUCAGAGGAAACUAGAGGACCUCUUAAAAACAGCAAAUGAUGACCAGGAUCUCAAGAAGCACAGCCCCAGACUUCAGAGAAAGAUAAACAUGGAAGAAAGUAAUGAGGAACAGUUGCACAGUCAAGUCCAGGCUAAUAAAAAUGAUCUGGCUCAGCAGCCUUUGGAAUAUGACAGUAAGUCAACAGUCAACUUCGAGCCUGUAGCAUCUGAAGUUAGAGAAAAUGACAGCAUGAUGGUGGAUGUUUUGGAGCAGAAACUAGAGGAACUAGUCUUGGCCCAGAAAAGAGUAGAUAUGGCUGAGGAGAAAGCACAAAGUUACAAGAAGCUGUUGGAUGACAGCAACAACAGAUUGAAGAAACUGCAGAUGGACAUGGAAAGUGAAAGAAAUAACAUGAGACAGAAAUCAGAUGAUCUCCAACAGGAAACACUGAAUAUGAAACGAUCCAUCAGUGAACUUCAAGAGGAAAUCAGAUCUCUCCAAAGAGUAAAAUCCUCAUUGGAACAAAAUGCUUUUUUCCAAAGCACUGAAGUUGAAGGGCUUAAGGAACAGCUGAAGAUCGCCCAGGGAGAACAGCAUAAGAAAAGCUCCAUGGAGAAUGAAAAUAUUUACAAGAUUAGCAACUUAGAAGAGGAGGUAGCUUCCAAGCAGACAAUGAUAGAUCAGCUGAAGUUUAAAUGUAAUGAGCUGAUAAGGAUAAACAUCUCAUCUGACAAUGAUAUUAAAGGUCUUCAAAUCCAAAUUGAGUCACUGGAAAAGGAGAGGUCAUUUUCUGAGCAAAAGAUCAAGUCCUUAAAAAGUGAGAUAGAGAGCUACAAGCAGCAUCUUCAAACAGCCAAGGAGGAAAACGAAUUAAUGAAGUCAGCUGAGUCAGCAUCACAAGUCAAAUGUAAAAACCUCGAAGAAGAACUCCAGAAAUCUGAAUCAGUUACUUCCCAAUUGCAGAAAAAAGUAGAUGAGUUAAAACAGAUAAAUAUGGAGAUGGAAAGGAAUCUGAAGAACGUAAAAUCUAAACUUGAUCAGGUGACGGUGGAAAUUGAGAGCAAGGAUCAACAAAUAAAAAUUUUUAAGUCUCAGGCGGAAGGCACCAGAUCACAGGUUAGAAUUAUUGAAGAGGAACUAAAUAAGAAAUCUGAGACCUUCCAUGAGCUCCAAAUGAAACUGCAGGAUUACAGUGAAGAGGUAAAGAAGAUGACUGAGCUGCAGCACAUAAUCAAAACACUCAAUUCAAAUAUUUCCAAGUAUGAGAAGGAAAUAACAACUCUGAAAUUAGAGCUGAAGUCAGUGUUUGCUGAGAGGAGCUCUGCAAACCAAAAGUUCCACAUGCAAAAUGCUGAAAUUAAGGAUUUGAACAUGUUGCUGAUGGAAAAAAAUGCAGAACUGCAAAAAGAAUCUGCUGAGUGUCAAAAAUAUCUCAAUAAAUUGAAGGCAUUAGAAGACGAGCUUUUCAAACGUAAGCACAGUAUUAAAGGGUUAACCAGCAGCUCAGAGAAAAUCACAGAAAACCUAAAACAGGAGAUAUAUGCUCUUCAGAAUGACAAGAAAGCAACAGAAAUGAAAGUAGAGAGCUUGAAUAUUAAACUUUCAGAGUUAAGUUCUUCCCUUCAAAGAACUCAAGAUGAAUUGUUUAAAGAGACCAAAGAAAGAAAAGCCAGAGAUUCAAAAAUACUGCAGCUGGAGAAUGAACUUCAAAAAAAUAAAGUAACUUUGAAAGAAGUAAUGUCGAGUUCUGACAAAUCCCAAUCAAAUUUGCAACAUGAAAACAUGAUUCUUAAGAGGGAGAAAGCUGAGGCACUAGAGAAAAGCAUUUCAUUGGGAUCUGAAGUCAGAAUGCUAAAAGAAAAGAUACAACAUGCCCAAGCAGAAGCUGAACAAAAGCAAAAAGAAAACUCUGUCCUUCAGCUGAGAUCUCAACAGAUGGAAGAACAACUUGAGAAGUGCAAGAAAAUGCUAGAGGAGUUGAAAAGUAAGCUAGAACUUCAAAAAGAGGGCUAUGAGAGACAGUUGUUGCUAGUGCAGACUGAAAUAGAGAAAAAACUAAUUUUACUUCAAUCUGAAAUCUCAAGUGGAAGUGAGAAGUCAAAACAGCCAUCUCAUAUCACAGAAUUAGCAGAGAUGCUUAACAAAUAUUUCAAACAAGAUGUGAGAGAGAUUAGAACAGUGUAUCAAACCACUGUGGACACAAAGCAACAACCGGACCCGCAGCUGCAAAUCCAAUUGGACAAACUUCAGCAAGAAAGAACAAAACUUGGACAUGACCUCUCAAAGGCGAAAUCACAAAUGGCCCAACUUGAGAAAGACAAACUUAAACUCACUUCAAAAAUAAACGCUUUGCAAAGCCUUUGUGAUGAAAGGCCAGAUGAGUCAGCUAGGUUUAAACAGCUGCUGACAGAUAGUGAGUGGAAACUGACACUGAAGGACAAUGAAAACAGAUCUCUUCGGGAACAAAUCGAGUUGUAUGUCAAAGAGCUUAAAGGUCUUCAGGAAAAACUUUUGACGCUUGGGGUUAAGAUGAAGACUGAAAACCAGAGGAUAAACAAACAGGAACUAAUUGAAAGAAGUCAUCACAGUGGGAAAGACAAUGAGGCUGUUUCACUGAAGACAGAACAUACAGUGAUGCAGAGGAUGGUGCCCUCAUUUGAAAGUGCCAAAUGCAACCAGGAGGAUGAGCCUCUCAAAAUGAAAGUGUCUGCAGAGAUGUCAACAAUGGGGAAAGAAAACAUUCUUGAAGGACUGAAACAAGUCAAACAAGAUAAAAUGGAAGUCAUUCAAAGCCAAAGCCUUCACGACUCAGCAACAAACAAAGCUCUGAAUAGGUCUACUGAUCAAAUUUCUGCUAUCCUACAAAAAGACAUGCAGAAUGUAACCAGUAAAAGCCAGUUCAAACCUGAUGAGCACAUGUCUGUGACAACACGUGGUUACAUGGCUCUGUGUGACCUAACAGACAAACAUAGUAUCACUAAGACAAGAACGUACCAGAUCAUGGAAACUUGUGAAACUGUCCACGCUUCAGAGAGGAGAAGUAGAGACAGUGACGGAAAACUAAGUGAGAUAUAUUCAACUUCCCAAAAGCUUCCCGAACACCAAGGCAGCACAAGUAGUCAAAACUUAAUCAAAUUCAAGUUCCUGGAUGAAGAAGCUUUGAGUAAGUUGGACAUGGACGUAGUAGAUGAGCUGCAAACAUCACUUGCUUGGUAUGUUGACAAACCAACAACUGUUGCUGGAGUUUAUGUGGAGUCAAGCAAGAAAAAGAUAUCCUUCCUAGAGGCUGCCGAGAAGGGCUUCUUAGCAAAGACAUAUGCUCUUGAGUUUCUGGAAGCCCAGGCUGCAACAGGAAGCCUUACAGAUUUGGCCACAGGGCAAACACACUCAGUCGAUGAGGCUCUGGAAAAAGGUAUUAUAGAGACAGGGCUGAAUGACAAACUGAUAGAGGCUGAGAAAGCUGUUGAUGGCUACAUCCAUGCUGGCAAAAAGCUGUCUGUGUUUCAGGCAAUGGAGAAAAGGAUUCUUGAUAGGUACAAAGGCAAGAAGAUCCUUGAGGUCCAAGUAGCCAGUGGAGGACUGAUCAACCCAGAGACUGGUUUCAGGGUGCCAGCUAGCAUUGCUUCUGAUCAGGGUCUCUUGAACAAGGAGACUCUACAGAGUCUGUAUGAUCCAGUCAGUAACCCUAGAGGUUUUCACAACCCUGACACUGGGCAGAAAGCAUACUACUCUGAAAUACUGAAGACAUGCCUUUAUGACGCUGAUGGUGGUGUGUUUCUUUUCCCGUUUGGUGAGAGACAUCUAACAAACACCUCUCCCACUAGUUCUCAUAGGGUGUCUGUUGUCAUCAGCAGCUAUGGCAUUGAAAUGUCAGCAUAUGAAGCAUUUAAGGCGAGGCACAUUGACAAGAGAAUUUAUCUGUUUCUGUCGCAACAGGAAAGUGAAUGGCAGGAAAAGUCGGUAGUUGAUGCCACUGGAAGCCCGCGUAACAUCAUAACUGAUAUGCAAAGUGGCAGACAACUUUGUCUUGAGUCUGCUCUAAGUCAGAGGUUUCUUGACUCAUCUGAGCUUGAACGCUAUCGCAGUGGGUUUCUGAGUAUCUAUGAAAUUGCAGACAUCAUAUUUUCAAGAAUGGUUGUUGUGGAAGAUGUUAACAGCCCCAUUGCUGGUCUCUGGGAUGUCACUCGUAGGAAGAGACUGUCAGUUCUCCAAGGUUUUCAACAGGGCUUUACUGAUAGACUCACUGCCUUACGGCUGUUGGAGGCCCAGGCCUGCACUGGAGGAAUUUGCGACCCUUCUUCAGGGGAGAAAGUUACUCUCUCUGAGGCUCUCAGAAGAGGUCUAGUAGAUGAAGCACUGAGUCAACAGCUCCAGCAGUUUGAACAGGCGUUCAGUGGCAUCGUUCACUCCAAGACUUCAAAGACACUGUCUGUUUCUCAGGCCCUUCAGGAAAAUCUCAUCCCAAAAGAUGCUGGCCAUCGCUGUAUCGAAUUCCAGCUCCUGACUGGAGGAUUGAUAAACCCUGACACUCAUGACAGAGUUUCACUUGAAGAAGUCAUUCAGAGUGGUCUUGUUGACAAAGGUACUGCCUCUGUACUCAAGGAUGAGAAGUUCGACACCAAAUGCCUCACCUGUCCAAAGACAAAGAGAAAAAUCACCUUCAGGGAGGCACUUGAAAGAAGUGUAUAUGACUGCCACACAGGGUUAAGGUUAUUGGAAGCUACCAGAAUUCAUGGUUAUGGAGCCAAAUCAACAUUUCAUUAUGUUCUGGCGUACCAGCAAUAAAUACUGAUGCUUUUUUUUGUUUUGUUUUGUGGUUACACAAGUUUUAAUACAGUGGUUGAUGCAACUGAUUGUGAUUCUUGAGCUUUGUUGAUUUUAGUCUGAUUAAGAAUGUAUUUUUCCAGUAACAAAGUUAACAGUCUUGUCAAAAACCCAUCUGUUUUGAUUCUAGAGAUC